ACGCCUUGUGAGCUUUUUCACCCCGGGGAAAACACCGGUGGACAGUUGCAGUUGGUGGGGUAUGGUAGUGCACAACCUUUUGACAAGGUCCAUUUUAAGUCUAAUAAUAGCACCCCAUCUCGGUCGAGAUCGAUUCUAUAGUUGUUGGGUUUGAGGACUUACCACUACCGGUGCCUAGAGAGGAAUAUGAUUUUUUUAAGCUGCGUGACGCGACCGGGAGCUUUGUGCAAUAGCCACGUGAUCGGUUGAGGUUGGUAGGAGGGGUAAGUAAACACUACUUGUAUGUAAAUACUUGUAUGUAACUAGAUUACCAUGUGCUUUGUGAAAUGACCAUGUUCUUUUAUGCUACUAUAUUACUAUGGAAAUUCAGUCCGCUAAAAGGAAGAAGGUGGAGAAGCCAAAAUCCAAGGAAGAAGGUCCUCCGAAUAUGGAACAAGGACAAAUGUCGAAGAAGAGUUCGAGAGCUUCAUGUACUCCACUCGUACAAGCCAAUGUCCUUAGGUCGCUUUCGAAAGCAUGUAAUUUUCUUCACAACCGUGUUAGUGAGUUGCCUACGGGUACACACAUUCAAGUGAACUUGCCUAAGGAAUUGUUCCACUAUGAUGAGGAUGCGCUCGCAUACAUUUCUAGAGAGGAUGUGACGGAAUUUCUAACCGGUUCCAUGCUUAACAUUUCCAUCAUUCAAACUUUCAUGAGGUCACUACAGGAGCUCCUUGCUAGUAAACCCGAUGGUGAAGCAGCAGUUGGGUGGUUAUGCCCCGAGCAGACCUCCGUAACCAAAUGCUUGCAUAACCCACAUGAUGUGAUAGAUUACCUUGAGCGGGGUAUUAGAGAAUCAAUGCGUGCGGGAAACAAGUUCUUAUUAGCCCCUUGUUUUGAGGAUCUACAUUGGAGCCUUAUGGUGAUUUGUGUUUCCAAUAACACAAUCUACUACUUUGACUCGGCUCGUAUAUGGCCACCAAGGAAGUUGCUAGUGAAUAACCUAUUGAAUAGUGUUAUGAAGAAGUUGAAUUGUCGUUCGGUUGCGGGUCCCACGUGGAAAUAUGCGAAGUGUGCGGAACAAGACAACGGCGUUGACUGUGCCCUCUAUGUGAUGAGGUUUAUCCAUGACAUAGUCAAUAGGUGCACUGAAGCCCAACACAUUGAGGAGGUUUGUAAGAUUCAAAGGGAAGGCCCUUUGAUAAAGGAAGAAGUUGAUGAAAUUCGCGACAUGUGGGCUUUUUUUGUGACAUUUGAUGGCAUCUAGGUAGAAUAUAUAAUAUAUAUGUGUUAGUUAGAUACUGAAUGAGAUUGAUUUUUUUUUUUUUUAAUUUAUGAACAAUUAAUAUUUAGUUACUAUAUCUUUUUUAUUUUUAUUAAAUCCAUAUGUACAUUAUAUUACUUAUUUGUAAUUAGUACUAUACAUUAUUUAUGAGUUUUAUAUA
Chenopodium quinoa (quinoa) is the source of this 1424-nucleotide messenger RNA. RefSeq lists its product as uncharacterized. Bases 359 to 1246 code for a protein of 295 amino acids. Gene Ontology annotation, molecular function: deNEDDylase activity; cysteine-type peptidase activity. The record is from RefSeq and is a predicted model, not a curated record. Gene Ontology annotation, biological process: proteolysis. The transcript is spliced from 6 exons. Lineage: Eukaryota; Viridiplantae; Streptophyta; Magnoliopsida; Caryophyllales; Amaranthaceae.